UCUCUCACAACCUUUCCAGCCGUACGAGAGGAAACAUGGCUCCCGUCGCGCUCCUGCUCCUGAUAGCUGUCGGCUAUGCCAACUCGCUGUUAUUGCACUGCCCGUGCAUCUUGGAGGCGGACUACACCUGCCCCGAGCCGCCGUCGGACUGCGAACUGACCCUUGACGUUUGCAGGUGCUGUCACGUGUGCGCCAGACAGGAGGGGGAGAGCUGUGGUAACGGGCACACCGGGUGUGCUAGCGGCCUGACGUGUGUGUACCCGGGGUGUGACUCCUCGGUUCAGGAGGUGGUCCAUCCUGACGGCUCUGUGAUGCAGUUGGUCAGCUCCUGUGUGUUCAUGCCCUGGGCGCCCGGAACAUGCCAACCCCGGGCAAAGCGCCAAGCUACUGACGCCGUGGACACGAUUGGUGAUCAGCUGACUGACGUCAUUUCCGGUACCACGGACGGAUGCCAAUUCGGUGACGUCAUCAUCCCUGUGGGGUCGACUUACCAGCCGGACGACUGUACGUGGUGCGAAUGCCAAGCCGCGGGAGACAGGCCGAUGUGCCUGGCGCAGAGCUGCCCGGCUCCGUCCUGCUCCAACCCCGUGAACGUCCCCGGACAGUGCUGCCCCGAGUGCCCGCCGGACGCCGGCUGUCAGUUCGGUGAUAUCGUCAUCCCCGUCGGCACCAAUCACCAGCCGGAUGACUGCACGUGGUGCUACUGCGCAGCUGCGGGACAGAGGCCGAUGUGCGCGGUGCAGGACUGCGCACGCCCGCCCUGCGCCAACCCCGAGCACGUGCCCGGGCAGUGCUGCCCCGUCUGCACCCAGGUGGACCUCCUCUGGCCGUGGCACGACCUGAUGGACGGCUAGAUCAAGAUGCGAAAUCACAUUAUGGACGGCUAGAUCAAGGUAAAUCAGCCUGGGAACGAGGUGUUCUGACGGGAACGAGAACCGUGGCUGUUUGAUGUCUGCUCAAAUAAAGUUUGAUCUCCAUCAGA
Messenger RNA from Branchiostoma floridae (Florida lancelet), 982 nucleotides. Its product is annotated as cysteine-rich motor neuron 1 protein-like. The transcript is spliced from 8 exons. Gene Ontology annotation, molecular function: protein binding. The record is from RefSeq and is a predicted model, not a curated record. Bases 36 to 854 code for a protein of 272 amino acids. NCBI's taxonomy places the organism in Eukaryota, Metazoa, Chordata, Leptocardii, Amphioxiformes, Branchiostomatidae. Gene Ontology annotation, cellular component: AMPA glutamate receptor complex; extracellular region. Gene Ontology annotation, biological process: negative regulation of BMP signaling pathway.